Branchiostoma floridae (Florida lancelet) is the source of this 2079-nucleotide messenger RNA. RefSeq names its product F-box only protein 21-like. The record is from RefSeq and is a predicted model, not a curated record. Gene Ontology annotation, molecular function: DNA binding. Bases 460 to 1140 code for a protein of 226 amino acids. The transcript is spliced from 6 exons. NCBI's taxonomy places the organism in Eukaryota, Metazoa, Chordata, Leptocardii, Amphioxiformes, Branchiostomatidae.
UAAGCUCCGCCUUAAGGAGGUCAAAGUUCAGCACGUCGUGGCAAGUGGUGAUUGCUGGACAGACCGGCGUUUCGACAAUCGAGAUGUUCUGUCGACACAUGGAUCUUUCCAGACAUCCUGGAAGUACAUGGAAAGUCAGGACAGGUUUAAAAGGAGUUGAACAUAUAGAAGGAGGCAUAAUUGUGAAAUUGCCGGGGACAGUUCGGCGCUAGCACUUGGAGAAGUCUUUGUCGUCUGCUAAAAGAGACAGCUGAGAUUUGUUGGUGGGAAACAUUUCAGGUGGUGUCACUCGGAGUCAAGUUUCGCGCCAAGACAUUUCAUGUUCCAUUUUACGGCGGAGAGAUAUUACAUCAUUCAUUCCCUAAUUCUGUGCUACUUUUGCAUUUGAUACCAAGUUGGCAGUUCAGUAUUUUUUCCAUUUUUUAAAAGGCAGAUAAAAUUUUGUUUCCACAACAUAUAAUGCCACAAGUGGGCAUCAAUGCUCUCCAGUUCUUCCUGAUCCUGAUGGCUGUCCCGGCGCAGUACUUUGUGUCGGAGAUGUGGGGUUCUAACACAGAGUACCAGAGAACUCAGGCCAUGAGGGGCCUGUUGGUCUCCUUCAAGGACUUGAAACAGAACUACUUGAGUCUUCGCUCCUGGAGAGAUUGGGUGAGGAAGACCAUUUCUUCCAUUACAUCAUCCCCUGUGGAGGACAACAACGUGUUCUCUAGAGGGGAGUCUCCUGCUUAUGAAGUGCUGCAGAGAAGGUCGCCUGAAGGGUACUUUGCAGGUUCAACUGUUCCCAGACGCCCGCGCCCAGUCCAUGUCAAGUACAGGGUCGGACAGACCAUUAGACACAAGAGAUACGGGUACAGGGGAGUCAUCAUUGGCUGGGACGUCAUCGCAAAGGCUCCACCUAAUUGGCUGCUAGCGAAUCAUCCCGCAGAUAAACCAUACUGGAAGAAGACUCCAAACUACUCCGUGCUUGUUGAUGAGAGAGACAGGCCUGAUGGACAGAGGACAUAUGUGGUGGAAGAGAACAUCCAGGUCGUGUACAACAUGAAGAUAAGGCAUCCUGAUAUUGAGGAGUAUUUUGACAAGUUUGAUGGAGCUCAGUACCUGAUGAGGCCAUGGCUCAGGAGAAUCUACCCAGAGGACUAAAAUACCCAUUCCAUCUGACUUCCUCCACCAGCUCUGGAUCUGUGUUGUAAUAAAAUCUUAUAGUCCUAGUAAAUUCCUAAUGCAGACUUAUAUAUAUUGUAUAUCAGCAUCAAAAUAUACCAACUGUUGGCUUACAAAGCUUGAGUUAUAAGGUUAGUUCACCUUUAUCCGUAGGGUAACCUAUAUCCGUAGAUAUAAAAUAGGGUAUUUGGAAAUCGUUAAGUCGUUGGGAUGUAGUUUCACAUUGCAAUAUCUUGAAAAUGUUAAAAUAUCUAAAUACCCAUUUAUCUAGGUUACCCCACGGAUUAAAGUGAACUAGCGUUACAUGUAUAUUUCUGUGUUGUAAAUCUGGAUGUGUUUUUUAAGUCUGAUAUCUAUCAGACAGUCAGCCAUUCCAAAAAAAAUACUAGAACCUGUUAACUGAUAUAGUCACGGGUAUUGAAUGACUUAGUAGCCUAAUGGUGAUAUUCCAUUUCUAUGGCAGAGUGAAAUGAAGUGUUAUAUUUGCUGCCACAUGCUGUAGUUGAUAUUUGUGACAACAUGUCAAACAUUGUAGUGUGCAGGUACUGUAUAUUGUCUGGAUGUAAUAUGUAAGUGGUCACCUGUACAUGUACAAUGUCUUGUAGGAGAUCAAUGUUGACGGGCUGUUUGUAGCAGUUCAAUAAAAAAUGCUAUAAUAGCCCAAUGUGGGGGAAUCGUGGCCACUGUAAUUUUUGUUUUUGCAAGGAAGUUUGAAAUCAGGUUUACGGAAAAGGCUGGCCUUCCCAUCCUCAAUGUCCCAUUUAGUAACACACAAAGAAAACAACCAAUGCAGCUGCGCCCUCUAACGAAAAGCAUCACAAUUACACCAAUUACUGGGUAUGCUAUGACAGCAUGAACUUUUAGUAUUGUCAAGAAGUCUUCAAGCAAAAUAAACUGAUAUUUGUUUCCUUGUCUGAA